GCAUGGGCAGCCGUACAGAGCGGCAACAUAUUUUGUUGAAUCGAGGUAUACCAUGGACUCCAACGUCAAGGUACCCUCUCUCUCUCUCACAAGGACAAUCGCCUGGGAACCCUGAGCAUCCAGCUGCUUGAUUCGGAUCAGUCAUUAUUGCAAGAUUAUUGCACUCCGACACCCUGGGCCGACCUCAGCAAUCUCUGAAACUUGAAGCUGGGGGUGGGGGUGGGAUGUCGGAUGUGGGAUGUGGGAGGAUCCAACUUCCGGCUCAUCGAGUUCGAGGAUUGGAGUGAUGGGCACGGUGGAUCGAGACCUCUGGGUCUUGUGGGCUCCACUUGAAGACGACAGUUCCGACUUGUCUACAACAACAUGUGUUGAUAUCGCAACAAUACCAGUGUUCCAGUCCUCAUAUACCGGGGUUUCCCCCUGGGGUCCCGGACCUCCAUAUCGAGGACUACAACGUUGUGGAUAAGUGGAGACGAUUGCGGUCCAUGGGUACUCUUCCGACAUGUGAGGGUCAUCGGCAGUGGGCCUACAAAAGGGCAGUCAUGCCAUGGAACCGUUGAGUAGGGGUUUGGUUAGAACCACAUGCCUUUGUGGAUCGGGUUACAGUAUUCUGAAACAUAGUCCGCUUGCCAACAGGUCUGUUCUUUGGGGUGCGAAAGUGUCGCCAUUAGUGUCGCCAUCGAUAUCAUGGCGUCUGAAAGCAAGACUGAUGUCCUCAUUGUCGGAGCCGGGCCGGCAGGGCUCAUGAUGGCGAAUUGGAUGGCUCAUUGCGGCAUCGAUGCACGCAUUGUCGACAAGAGAGGCACCAAGAUAUUCAACGGCCAAGCAGACGGGCUAGCGUCUCGCACACUGGAGAUUUUUGAUUCUUUUGGGUUCGGCCAUCGAGCCUGGAUUGAAUCGAACCAUCUGCUCGAAAUCUGUCUGUGGAACCCUGAUGAAAACGGCGUCAUCCAGCGAAAUGAUCGGAUCCCCGACACGAUUCCUUGUAUCAGUCGUUUUCAACAAGUGGUGCUGCAUCAAGGUCGAAUUGAGCGUUUCUUCCUGGACUCCAUUGCCAGCAAAAGUGAUAUCAAGGUCGAGCGAGGUGUUAUGCCUACCAGCCUCAAGCUAGAUGAAUCUGUGGCCGAGGAUCCUGAUGCUUAUCCCAUCACCGUCACUCUACGGCACCUCUCCGAAGAGGACGCAACACCGAAGCAGAACGCCACGUUACCCAACGGCUCUGCAGUUGCAGACGGAUUGUUUCGGAGCAAUUUAUCUCCUGACGACACGGAGGAACUGAUCAGAAAGGCUGAGCUCAACAGUAAAGCCAACACGGAAGAAAUUGUCAAAGCAAAGUAUGUCUUGGGCGCAGAUGGGGCUCAUUCGUGGGUCCGACAACAGCUGGGAUUCAAGCUCGAAGGAGAUUCCACAGACUACGUCUGGGGUGUUAUGGACAUCAUUCCCAUUACCGACUUCCCGGAUAUUCGCAUGAGAUGCGCAAUUCACUCCGCCAGCUCAGGCAGUGUGAUGGUCAUUCCUCGAGAAAAUAAGCUGGUCCGUCUCUAUAUCCAGCUCACGACAACCGGGGCAGAAAAGGCAGGCAAAUUCGAUAGAUCGACGAUCACCCCAGAGUUAAUCAUACAGUCGGCUCAACGGAUCAUGGCGCCGUAUAAGAUAACGUAUCGUUAUUGCGACUGGUGGACUGCAUAUCAGAUUGGCCAGAGAGUUGGCACGCAGUUCUCGGCCAAAGAACGCAUCUUCCUUGCCGGAGACGCUGUCCAUACGCACAGCCCCAAGGCAGGCCAAGGAAUGAAUGUCAGCAUGCAAGAUGCGUACAACUUGGGUUGGAAGGUGGCUAGUGUCGUCAAAGGUACUGCAAAUCGUUCGAUUCUGAAAACCUAUCAGUCAGAACGGCGGCGUAUCGCACAAGACCUCAUUCGAUUUGACCAUAAGUUCUCGAGAUUGUUCUCGGGCAGGCCGGCCAAGGAUGUCAUGGAUGAAGAGGGCAUCAGCAUGGCCGAGUUCAAAGACGCAUUUGAGAAAGGCAACAUGUUUGCCAGUGGCACCGCCGUUGAUUACGGCUCCAGCAUGAUCGUUGCAAAGCCGGGUGAUUCGGCUGAACAGGGAGAUGGUUCAGACGUUGCCAUCCACAAUGACGCAUACAAGGUUGUUAGCAAGCCGUCUCUAGCCAGCAAAGUGGAAAUUGGCAAAAGAAUGGCGAGUUUCAAAGUCCUUAACCAAUCCGACGCCCGACCGUCGCAUUUCCAGGAGCUACUUCGCAGCAAUGGGUCCUGGAGGGUCGUCAUCUUCCCGGGAAAUCUCUUGAGUCCUCGACAGGCGCAGAGAUUUGCAGACGUAGGAAAGGCACUGGGCGCGCCGAACUCCUUCCUCCGACGUUUCACACCUGCAAAUUCCCGGUAUGAUGCAGUCAUCGAGUUGCUAGCCGUCCACGCUGGUAACCGCCAGAAAUUGACCAUCUUCGACUUCCCCGAAGUGUUCCGUCCUUUCGACGAUAAAGAUGGUUGGGAUUACUGGAAGAUAUUUGUGGACGACCAGUCCUACCACGAGGGCCACGGACAUGCUUAUGAGAAUUAUGGCAUCGACCGCGAAGAAGGCUGUGCCAUCAUCAUCCGGCCAGACCAGUACGUGUCAUAUGUGGGACUAAUGGACGAUUAUGAUGCCAUAGAUCGCUUCUUUUCGAACUUCAUGGUGGAGCAGCAACAGAGACUGGGAGACCUGGGUGCUUCUGAUGUGCUACAGGAAGCCCAAAUUGUGGCAAGGAACCCAGAAGCGAUAGCAAUCCCCAAGGCCAUCAACAAUUCGACGAGCCUGGUGGCCGUGUAGGCACAGCAUAGCCAUCAGUUGCAGACCAUGCAUUGCCGUAUAGGAGGUGCAACGCGCUGAAUUUCCCAGUCUCAAUACGAAUGCACGUACAAUGAAUGAAAUACAAGAUCAUCUGUGCAGA
Molecule: messenger RNA, 2944 nt
Organism: Exophiala dermatitidis NIH/UT8656
Lineage: Eukaryota; Fungi; Ascomycota; Eurotiomycetes; Chaetothyriales; Herpotrichiellaceae
Product: phenol 2-monooxygenase
Exons: 5
Coding region: 688-2823 (711 amino acids)
Molecular function (GO): FAD binding
Source: RefSeq, a predicted model, not a curated record